Lonchura striata (white-rumped munia) is the source of this 8187-nucleotide messenger RNA. It is a transcript of the gene HDDC2, whose product is annotated as HD domain containing 2. The record is from RefSeq and is a predicted model, not a curated record. Gene Ontology annotation, cellular component: cytoplasm. NCBI's taxonomy places the organism in Eukaryota, Metazoa, Chordata, Aves, Passeriformes, Estrildidae. Gene Ontology annotation, molecular function: 5'-deoxynucleotidase activity.
AGGACACGCCUGCCCCCUUCCCGUCCCCGCUCCGCAGCGCUCAUGCCCGUGAGCAGCCCGGCUUCUUUCGCCGCUCUUCCCGCUGCAGUCGCAACCGCUGUCGUUCCUUUUUGCUGUUCAUGAACCCGGAGGAGCCAGAGCUUUGGGCCCGCGGUUCCGCCACCGACGCUUUCCCCGCACGCCUGAGCCCGGGCCCCGCUGCGGACGCGGGAGCGGAGGAGGCGGAGCCGCGGCCGAUGGCGGCGGGCGGCGGGCUCGGGCUGCUGCCCUUCCUGCGGCUGCUCGGGCAGCUCAAGAGAGUACCGCGGACAGGAUGGGUGUACAGGAACGUGGCAGAGCCGGAGAGCGUCUCCGACCACAUGUACAGGAUGGCGAUGAUGGCUUUGGUGACUGAAGACAAGAGCCUUAACAAGGACAGAUGCAUACGAUUAGCUUUGGUUCAUGAUAUGGCUGAAUGCAUUGUUGGAGAUAUUGCUCCUGCAGAUAAUAUCCCAAAAGAGGAGAAACACAGGAGAGAAGAGACAGCUAUGCAACAACUGACCCACCUUCUAUCAGAGGACCUCAGAAGAGAGAUCUAUGAACUCUGGGAAGAAUAUGAAAACCAGUCUAGUGCAGAGGCCAAAUUUGUAAAGCAGUUGGAUCAGUGUGAGAUGAUACUGCAAGCAUUUGAGUAUGAAGAAUUGGAAAAGACACCUGGCAGACUGCAGGAUUUUUUUGAUUCAACUGCUGACAUUCAGAGCAAGUGAGAACUAGUUAUUUUACUCAUUGCUCAAGUCCCCUAAUAUUUCUGGAGAACCUUGAUUCAUUGUGAACAUACCUGACAUUUACCUGUAGGUAUUAAACCGGAAUUUAAUUUUUUCCAAAUUCCUUUUACAUCACUUUUUACCUUACAGAGAAGCUCAACUAUCAUGACACUUGCAUGUGUGUAAGGAUCUCCCUGAAACAUCAGUCUUCAUAAAGGAAUCUUCAGUGUUCACCCAUGCUCUGACAGCAGCUUGUUUGUACUCUGUCAAUGUUUCAGGAACCAGUAAAGUAGAAUUUGUUAUCCCCAAAUGAGCUGAGUGACCAGCCUAAGGUUCCUGUGAAAACCACCUCAGUGAAAUGAUUAAGUUGCAACUGUGUUACGUUUUAUUCUUUCCACUGCUUUUCAUCCUUUGCAAAAUACACUGGUAGUUUAAAGCAGAGAUAGGUAAAAUAAUAAUCUUUAUCAUUUUGGCAAGCUGGUUGAACACCAGAGGAAGACUGUAACUGACUCAUCAUGUUCUGGGGAAAAAAAGUAGGGAUCGACAAACUCUAGGGAUAAGAGGACCAGCAGUCACCCAAUAGAGUCCCUGACAAGUCCCAUUUAUACAUUGGUGAUUCCCCAGGGAAAUAAUAAUCUCUCUGUAAGACUUUGAUUAGCAAAGGGAAAAAAAAAAGACAAUGUGAACAAAGCUUAUAAUGCUUUAUUUUCUAACUGACAUCUUUGCUCCCCUACCAGAAUUCAAUAACUUAAAUUGAGCUGGUGCCUGAGUAGAACAUGCAGCAUAUACCCGAAAUGCACCUGUAACUGGAGUGGUUUCCUGUAGUACGAUACAUAGUAUCCUUAUCUUGGUGUAUCAGGGUGCAUUAAUAGAGCACAAAAAUACAAGCUUUUUGUGAAGAAGGGAUGUAGCUACACUUAAUCCAUAGUUGGAUUGAACUAGGAGCAUUCACUUUCUUAAAAGAAUAAUUCGACAUUUAUUCUGAGCCUAAAGUGACAUCUCUGCUAUUGUUCUAAUUCCAGGCUUUCACACAUGGCAAAAUGAGAGCAUUUUUCAUUAACCUUCCCUUUCUUUUGUUUUGCAGGGAAGUUUGUUCACCCAGAAAUACUCCAGCUUGUAUCUCUGAUUAACACAGAAAGGGAAAAAAGAAUAGCUGAUGCAUCUCAUCCACAUUCCUGAAGUGUUCUGAAAUCCUGUAGCCAUAAUAAAUACUUUGGUUUACAUUCUGGACAUUAUUUUUUCUCCUCUAACAUCACUGAUUCUGCUAGCCGAUUUUUUUUCCUUUGCAUUCACUGUUGAGAAUCCCAGGAUCACUUAGAGAGGAACAGGUAAUGUAGUUGCCACCCAGAUCAGAGGUUGUGUCAGGGAACAAAGAAUUAGUAUAUUUGGGAAUAUAAAUAAGUAUAGAAUAGAAUAAGUAUAUGCUUCUUUUUAAUCGGCCUCUGAUUAAUGCAGUCUCAGUUACAAAUAGAUUCUCCACUGGGGAAGUCUGUGUAUGUCUAAAAAUUAGUUGAUUGCAAUCUUAUCUGUUUGUGUAAUGAACUGUGUGGGGUAGGUGGUCUUGUUCUGUGAAUUUCUAAAUAUUUAUGGAUUUAAGUACCUUCAGAAUGGGUUAAUAUCCACUCAGUGCUACACAGAAAUGAGACCACUAAGCAUGUGUCUGUAGGAGCUCUUGACUGAGCUUAGUGAUGAGAUUUCUUUGGAGUGCAUAAGCCUUAAGUGAUGGUGCAUAAAACUAGUAAUCUCAUUAAUUAUAUUCUCUCAGUAUCUUCUUUGUUUCAUACAGCUUUUCCCCUAUUCAUGUGUUGUAUCAGGGAAUGGUGCCAGUAUUUCCAUAAGGUCUCUAUUCCUCACUCCACCUCACCCCCCUGACUGACAGUUGUACAGACUCCUUCACAAGUAAUUAAUAAUCACAGAAUAUCUGAGGUUGGGAGGGACCUUUGCAGUUUGUGCAAUCUAAUGCAGAAGCCUGUACAUCCAUGUAGAGCUGGCUUCCUUCUCCAGGCUGUCACAUGCUGGUAGCAGUUCUGCCACAAAUGAGUUUCUGGCAGAAGCAGAGCAGUAAUGUACAAGUACAGAAUGAUUGUGAAGUAAAGCUGUAGUGGUGGUAAAUGCCAUAAUGAGGCCAGUGCCAUGAUUACCAAAUAAGCAAAAUUUGCACCUGUAAAAAUUACAUGGUAGAGACUUGGAGUUCUCUGUCUUCCACCUCAUGUCAAAUGAAGCAGCAUAAAACUAAAUUCAAUUAUCAUAUCCUUUAAAUGUAGGUAAUGUAUCUGAGCACACAGUUUCAGGCACUGUGACUCAGGAAGUGCUUUCUAUACGCAAACCACAGGGGCCUGACUGAAGCUCACAAAGUGUUCUGUGGCUGGUGCCUUUCCUAGAGCGCAGAGUGCUGUGUAGAGAUGCUGGGAGCUUCUUGCCUCAAAGGCUGGCACAGUGCUCAAAAUAUGUGGAGUGUAUUGGUCUGUGAGGUGCCUGCUGUGCUCAAGAACCCCUUGGGGCAGCAGUCAUGCCCUGUGGCAACCCUGGAAAAACAGGUUGCACUUUGCUGAGCUGAUUAGUGGUUCUUGGCAACAGAUUGCCAUACUGUAGAGGGUGAUGGAGUGGGGCCCACCGAGCUUUUGUCAGCAUUUUUAUUCCACGUAGAUGCACACAAAUCACAGUGUCUGUUAGUUUGCAUUGAAUGCUGAGUGUGAAAGCUACAGAUGUAUGGAAGGGCAGAAUUGAGAACAUUCUUGACAAACCAGCAAAGUGGCCUUGAAGAGAUGUUUGGUAGAAACACAGCACAAAUAUUGUCCAAAGCAGGAACAGUCCAUUCAUGCAGCAUAGGAAGCUUCCACAUUCUGCAGGGGACUGAGGGGACAGCAUGGAACCCCAUGCACAGUAAUCAUAAGAGUGGUUUGAGUUGGAAGGGACUUUAAAGAUUGUCCUGUGCCAGUGGUGGGGACACCUUCCACUAGGUUGCUCAGUACUACUGGUGAACAGAAUUAAAACAUCACCAAGGGUAAAAGAGAAAAAAAAUUUUUAAUAAGAAUAUCAAGAAGUUCAUUUACACAAACUAAGUUGUCAAUUAAUAUCUUCCAUUUUAAAUAAAUCCACAUUUAUGCACAAAACCACAUAAAAUAAGCAAGAAAAUUGUCACAAGAAUACUAGAAAAACAAUUAGAUUUGCUUCCAUGCUAAAAAUCACACUAAAGAGGCAUUUCAUAUAAAUGUCCAAAGUUAGCCUAUGCCCAGUAGAACAUUACAAAAGGACUUUCAACUUUGUAAAAACUAACAAAAGCCACACAAGAAAAACCAAAAAUCACUUAAAGCCAUAUUUUCUCACAAAAUUUUAAGCAGUCUGUAAUGUCAAACUCACACUGAUUUGAAGCUUUGGCGUGCGCUCAAAAAAUGCACCCAUUCUCAAAGUAGCCAGGCUCUUUUCCAUCCUGUUUACUCAUAACGUCGUGCCCGCCCCCGUGUGUGGUGAGCUGAGCAACGCAACAUGCGGACUGACAAGUGCUCACUAUACAGCAAGAUAGUGUCACAAAUGUGCUGCUCUUUCCUUAGAAAACAUGUUAAAAGAAUGCAAUUCAGAAAACAUGCUGAAUCAAAGUUGAGAGAUGUCUGGCUCUUGAUGAUUGAGCAGAGAUAAUGUGGUUGGUGGAAUUAAUAUCUUGGAGCGAAGCACAACAAAAUUUGACACCAAAAGUGAAGUUCUUACUCAUCCUGUGCAUUGUCAGGUGACAGGGUCUACGCUAGCAACUCUGAAGGCAUGGGCUCUCUCACCUAUGGCACAUCUGAAGCCAAAUGUUGGGUUUGUAUUCUUUCACUUAAAGCUGUAUCUUGACAGAAGCUCAUAAAUAUAUUUUCCCUUGGUUUUGAGGGGAAGAUAUGGAAGCAAAAAUAUGCCACUCCACUUGAUUUUAUAAUUAAGUUUGCUGCCAGGUCUUACCAAAUGAAAGAGAGGAAGCAAUGGUGCACAUUUUGAAACUGAAAUCUUUCCAGCCAAAAUGACAAUCUGAAAUCAGCAGCUGUGAUAGGUUGUUUAUGUAUGAAUAACCAGGUGUCUCUUCAUGCCCUCCUUAACUCUGCUGCCUAACAGGUGUAAGGCAAUGCCAGACCGUACCACUGAAGGAGAAACAGCUUUUUGUGACAGUAAGUGAUUUUAAUUCUGUUAGGAAAUAGAUGAUGUACAGACACUCCUGAGCAAAGGGCACCUGGUAUGGAUGGUAGACAGCUGGUGUAUGGGCUACUGCUGGCAACUGAAUGCUCUGCACAGCUCUAGGUCCAUCUGUCUGAUGGGGCACUGAGAGGGAAGCCAGAAACCAACAGAUAGAAAAAAGCAAACCAAAAUAAAUAAGAAACAGAGACUGGGAGAUUGUUAGAGGGAAGUUACACGUAACUGAAAACUAUUUAGUCACUUAACACAGAAUUUAGUGCAUUAUAGCCAAUGACUUAUGUGCGGUUUUGAUGAUGAUAAAAUGGCCCAUCUAAAAUAGAAGUAGGGGAGAGGAAACAUUUCACCAACACAAAGCCAGGAUGGCAAUUUUCCAAAGCUGACAAAACCUUGUUGCGCAAGCUGUGUGGUGAGGGAGAGCUGAAAAUCAUUGUCUGGACAAGUCUCUGAAGAGAGGCAUGUGGGGCUCAGGAGGGCCUGCUGUUUAACACUGAAGCUCUUCUUCACUUUCAGGGAGUCGGGUGCCAGCAAGGGAGCUCUGAGCACUAGCAUGGGCUGUAGAGCUGAGAACUUCUUCAAAACUUCCUCCUGUGUGGUUUGUCCCACCAACCUUGGUCUGAAAUAAGGCAAACAGAGAACAGCAAGAUUGUCUGCUCACACUGAAGCAAAUCCCAUUUCCAAUCCACCCCAUGGCCAAGGAGAGCAGGGAACUGUUCAGGCAGAGAAUGCUUAGGGAUGGUCCCUUAGAACAACAGCUGUAAAACCAGUCACAUAAAGUAACUUCUUUACUCCACAAUUUCUAAACUAGGCUGCCAUCAUAAAAUCUGACAGUGGCACAUCUCAUAUGCUUAAAGGAGACAGUCCCUAAGUAGAUCCCAGGUAGGAUCCUAGACCCUAGCAGUAAACCCAAUGUGGUUGUUUACCUGAGUAGCUCACACUGGUUUCACUGCUUUUUUUUCCAAUUCUAUGCAGGCCAGAUAAGAGAUGGAUACUAAAAUGAACUGGUUCAUUUGCUGUGUGGCCCACAUGCCAGCUAUAGCAACACAGCUGCUCACAAAAUUCAUAAACCAUACUGGGAUUUUGGACAGCAGAAGGAAUGUAGUAACCAAAGGACCUGAAUCCCCUUCAGGCACUUGUAGCUGCCAAGAUAUUGGAAUAUAAAACUGCCAGUGGCAUUUUCAUGGGGGAAGGCAGGGAAGAGAUAGCAAAAUACAUUAAUCAAACAUAUCCAAUGUGCUUGCACAUCUACUUCCAUAAUGCUUCAGGUCACUGAAUUUGUAGUAAGUAUUAAAAAUAAAAAUCAGUAAGACUAAAUCUCUGAAAAAGAAGUUUCCUAACAAAGAGCUGUGCCUAAAGAUUUGGAAAUUAUCAAGACUAAGUGAUGAAGAGACAAUGCUGUUUUGACUAGGUUGUCUUGGUAAGAGAACAUUCUUUUUUUGUGGCUUUGCUUGCUGAUAUGCCUGCUCCAAGUUGAUUCAAGUCUCAAAAUAAGACAAAACCUUUUACUCCACCCUAGAAUUGCAGCAGAACUCAAAGACAACCUGAUAUUUUUCAACUUCUCAGCCACUGAAUACUUAGGAAGAUUAUUUUAAUUAAAUGAACCUUGUGUUCUAAGUUUCCAAAGGGUUAAUCCUAUGUAAUCCUGUUUCUUUAGCUAGCACAGCAGCUUACCUAGCUUGAAAGUCCAAUAAAACAUGUAAUUUAUCAGAGUUCAGAUUUUCAGAAAAGUUGAGAAGAAUGAGGCACCCUGGUCCUCUUUGAUUUCCAGGGGAAAAUGAACUAGUAUACUCUCCUGAGAAAGCUGCAACCCAAAGUCCAGACUCCAAGAGCAAAUAAAAUCUAAUUUAAAAUUUGGCUUCUAAAUGUUAUGAAACCUGAUCAUCAGUUCUGGCAAACUGCAGAACACUAGGAUCACUGAAGAUUUGUAGCCGAUACAGGGAUUGGAAAGAUGGUAAGACUACUGCUGUUCUUUUUUCAGGGGUCUCACUGGAUAGCUCUCCAUUUUUGAGACCACAACAAAACCCUAGAAUUGAAGGGUAACUCCAUGAUUUCUCCCCCCAUUCCCUGUCUUCCUAAUCUUGCAAGCCUUGGAACACAGGUGGGAAAAAGGAGGAGCAAUGCUGAAACAUUCCCAUUUGUCUGCAGUCUACCCUAGUGGCACCCUAGAUCUAUGACUCCAGCUUCCUUUCCCCAUAAAGGAAAGGAAGAAAUUUGCAUAAAGAAAUGAAAGAAAGAAAGAAAGAGAAUACAGAAAGAAAAUAUUUUGAGAAAUGUCAGUAAGUUUGUCAAUAAAGACAGACAAUAAAUAUUUCAUGAGAUAUGGAGGAUUAUUUCAGACUCAGAACUUACUGUAUUGUCCUGCUUAAUUACAGAUUUCUUAAAGGAUGAUCUAAGAGUGCACUGAACACAACAUGCUGAGCUGGCAUGACAAAUACUCUCCUCUAGAACACCUUUGCUUAAUCAACAAAAUAAGAUCAGGCUUCUCAAGCAGAUCACUGUGAGCGGAAAUGGUCUUCAGAGCUGUGCAGUUUGAAUUACCUUUUUCUAUUUCUGAAUGACACAUUGAGAUGAGGGAACAGAGACUCCUUACCACCACUAUUUUUGGCAUUUCUGAGACCAUUUGCUUACUUUGGCAGGCAUCAGAAAUAAUUUCUUAGCAACAAAGCAAAGGAAAACAAUUUUUUUGCAUAUUGCCUUCAUUUUCCAUAAGUGCUCAAUGAAAUUCUUGAUGGAACAACAAAUCAAAUCAGUCUCCUGUAGAAAUGGUAAAGACAACUAAGCAGUCACACUUUAACACACACAGGCAUGUGAACUCUGCCCCUAACCUUUACCUUAAGGCUUGUGACAGUGGUUUCAACCUUCUCCUCAAAGGAUUUGAAAGUUGGAGAAUUCCUAGGAGAAAAAAAUAGUUGAAGGGAAGAAAAAGAGUGAGUUGCCAACAUCAUGGGAUAAUUCCACAAUUUGAGUAGUCCUUACCAAGCAACACUGCCAGCACAGAAUGAAGGCUGGCUGGCAGCACAAGGCUAUGAACACUCACUUGUGCUCUGUCAGUCAAAUCCAAUUAUGGUAAUCGGAUGAGUACUUUUUAGCUACAAAUUUUCAAAAGUAGAACCUGCCUAGUAAUUGAAACCAAAUUAUAACUGGCCUGCCUACUCUAUGAUACAUUUGUCACGUUCUCAGAAGAACAACCAGACAAUGCUGCCUGUAAUGCUGCUUUUCUAUGGCUUUAUCCAUUUGUAUUGUUGCUGUAAAGAAAUAAACAUUUUUUUCACUUUCUGAACAA